Adelges cooleyi (spruce gall adelgid) is the source of this 1858-nucleotide messenger RNA. It is a transcript of the gene Paics, whose product is annotated as bifunctional phosphoribosylaminoimidazole carboxylase/phosphoribosylaminoimidazole succinocarboxamide synthetase. NCBI's taxonomy places the organism in Eukaryota, Metazoa, Arthropoda, Insecta, Hemiptera, Adelgidae. Gene Ontology annotation, biological process: 'de novo' IMP biosynthetic process. The transcript has 8 exons. Gene Ontology annotation, molecular function: phosphoribosylaminoimidazolesuccinocarboxamide synthase activity. The coding region runs from base 371 to 1651 and encodes 426 amino acids. The record is from RefSeq and is a predicted model, not a curated record.
AGUAAAUUGCCGGCAAUUGCCAAAUAUUAUCUGUUCCAUAAUUGAUUUCGAUUGCAAUGAAACGAUUUGAGGUUAAUUCUUUAUCUUAGAUUUAUCUUUAACGCGAAUAAUUGGCGGGAGAAAAUUUAGCGGUGCCAUUCGAUAUUGUGCCGGUGUUCAACUUUUGAGUUAGCUAAUAUAUUACAGCAGUUUGGUUCUACAUUGAAUGCCCAACAGUGUGUUCACAGCGUAAAUAUUUUUGAAAGUCUGAUCAUUUGUGAUAUUUGUCACGUUGUUGUUCAUAUAAAACUACAAUUCAGUUGAUAUAAUAUUUCUUCAACAAGUUUUAAAUAAAAUUUAUUUCAAAAACAAAAGGAAAACACACACUAUAAUGGCUCAGUCAUACGGACUAAAUUUGGGCGAUGCGAUCAUUGAAGGAAAAACGAAAAUAGUUUACGAAAUACUCAACACCGAUAACGUGUUGAUGGUGAGCAAAGACAGAAUAACUGCGUGGAACGGAGUUAAGGGUGACGAUAUGCAAGGCAAAGCAGCUAUAUCGACGGAAACAACGACGGCUAUUUUUGAAAUUUUAAACGAUAUAGGUAUACCUACGGCUUUUGUUUCCAAGAAUAUCGGCCACGAUAACACUUUUAUUAGCAAAAAUUGCGAUAUGGUUCCCAUUGAAUGGGUAACGCGACGUAUCGCUACUGGAUCUUUUUUGAAACGUAACCCGGGCGUUGAAGAAGGUUAUCGUUUCUCUCCUCCGUUGUUAGAAACAUUCUUCAAAGAUGAUAAAAACGACGAUCCCCAAUGGUCCGAGCAACAAUUGUUGUCAGCCAAGUUGAACAUUGCCAAUGUGCUAAUAGGAAAAGCCGAGUAUGAAAUAAUGAGAAAAACUACCAUCUGCGUAUUUGAAGUAUUGGAAAAACUGUGGGCUGCCAAGAACGUUGCCCUAGUCGAUAUGAAAAUCGAGUUUGGAAUAAACUCUGAAGGAAAAAUAUUAGUAGCUGAUGUUAUUGACAACGAUUCAUGGAGAUUGUGGCCAAGCGGCGACAAAAGACUUAUGGUCGAUAAACAAGUUUACCGCAAUUUAAGUACAGUAACUGCUGCCGACAUGGAAACAAUAAAAACAAAUUUUAAAUGGGUAGCCGAUCAAGUUCAAAGUCUCGCUCAGUCUUGCAAAGGCUUGGUUGUUAUUGUUAUGGGAUCGAGUAGUGAUGAAAGUUAUGGUAAGAAAAUAGCUCAGUAUACGACCAGUUUUGGUAUUAAUACCGAAAUAAGAAUAGGAUCGGCUCAUAAAAGUACACAAUUCGUUUUGAGCAUUAUAGAUCAAUAUGAAGGUUUAAACGUUCCAGUCGUCAUAAUAGCCGUAGCCGGACGCAGUAACGGGCUAGGCCCAGUUAUUGCGGGAUACACCAGUUUGCCCGUUAUAAACUGUCCACCUUUAAAUUCAUCCAACGUUAAUCAAGAUAUUUGGUCUUCGCUGAACGUACCUUCUGGGUUGGGCUGUGUGACGGUGCGAGAAGAACUAGGAGCUGCGUUAGCUGCAUCGCGCAUUAUAGGGCUAAACGAUCCUUUGGUGUGGUGCAAGCUUAAAGCUCUACAACUAGAAAAAUAUGCUGAUUUGAUAUUAAAUGAUAAAGAAAUUUCAGGUACAUUUGUGUUACAAUAAUAUUGUAUGGCAAAAAAAAUUUAUCUCAUUAUUCUUCAAACCGCUGUUUAAUUGUCGUUAAUUUUUGUCGUUUUAAUUUUUGUACCUUUAGAUAGUUAGAAUAAUUCGGUCAAAAAUAAUAAGUUUAAGUUGAAUAAUUUAUUUAUAUUAUUUUUAAUAUUUAUAAAUAUAAAGUUUGAAUAAACGAUAACUAUUUAACCACUAGAC